AACCGUGAAUAUUCUUUCAGUAUUUGUGUUUCAGCAAAUGAGUAGUUGCACUGAUCAGCUCCAAACGUGCCUUCAGUCCUGGAAUAAUCGCGACGAAGUUUACUCGAGACUCGACACGUUUCUAGAUGUUGUGCUUGACGAUCGAGAAGUGCACGGAGAGACGAAGCUGAUCAAAAUCAAGUCAACGUUUACAAAGCGAUGUUUCAACAAACUCAAGCUUUUACUGCAGCAGGCAUGGUCAGCUCGUCAGUUCAAGAGAGUCGCAACUAUUCUUCAGAUUUUUCACUUUCUGUCUAAUUGCCAGGGAAGACUUCAUGCUGGUUUUGAUGUGUUUAUCAAACACGGCGUUGUUGAUAUACUGAAAGAUGUGUGGAGUGACGUUGUUGGUGAAUGUGAAAUUGUUGGUGCUAAAGAGGGUCUUUCUGAUGUUGGAUGUGACAUCAUAGACACUCUUACUGGUAUUACUGAUUACUCGAAGAAGGCAAAGCUACUCGUUGUUGAAAAGUUCCUUUUGUCACUUGUGGGGACUGUCCUCAGUAAAUCUGUUGCAAAGAACUUUGAUUUACGGACAAAAAUGUUACACUUUAUUGUUGGUUUAUUGGAACGAUGUGAAGGUUUGCAUGAAAUGACUCGUCUCCUCAAAACUCCAGGGCUACUGGAGCAACUAGCUAAUGUUGCCAUGGCGAUUCCUCAUUUGGGAGACAUCGAGCAUCAGUUGUCAAUGACAGAAAUGCUGCUUCUUAUGACGUUGGAUACACCGAAUAGACGACAGCAAUUGUCUUGUGCGUUUGGUAACAAGAACAUUCAGGCAAAGUUUAUGUCUAUUAGCCUGGACAAUUUAGAAGAGGAUGCACUGAAGUUUCUGUUGUUUCUCAACAAUCAACGACAAGCAGAAACAAGUGUUAUGUCUUAUCCAUGUGUUGAGGCUGCUGUUGCUGAUUGUCAGUUGAAAUGCCCGUAUGUUGACAAGUCGCUGGGGAUCAUUGUGCAUGUGAACAUUGGUUCGAAGAGAAUACUAAUCUUUGUGAAGCCUUCACAGCUGCAUCGAAGUUGGACUCAUGACAGACAAAUGAUGUCAGGUCUUUUGGCGGUCACAACGAUGUCUGUUGGAAAUGGAACAGUGCUGCAGGCAAGAUCAGCGAAAACGUUGUAA
Messenger RNA from Corticium candelabrum, 1153 nucleotides. RefSeq names its product synaptonemal complex protein 2-like. NCBI's taxonomy places the organism in Eukaryota, Metazoa, Porifera, Homoscleromorpha, Homosclerophorida, Plakinidae. The record is from RefSeq and is a predicted model, not a curated record. The transcript has 12 exons. The coding region runs from base 38 to 1153 and encodes 371 amino acids.